Molecule: messenger RNA, 879 nt
Organism: Musca vetustissima
Lineage: Eukaryota; Metazoa; Arthropoda; Insecta; Diptera; Muscidae
Exons: 2
Coding region: 1-879 (292 amino acids)
Source: RefSeq, a predicted model, not a curated record
AUGAAGGCCUUUGUUUGUGUUUUGGCUUCAUUGGCUGUGGUCAGCGCCGGUGGCCACGGCGGCUAUUUGCCAGGUGGUGGUGGUGGCUUUGGAGGUAGCUUUAGUGGUGCCAGCUCUAGUGCAAGUGCUGGAGCCAUAGCUGGAGGAUAUGGUGCCGGAGGACUUGGUGGAUAUGGCGGUGGUCAUGGUGGCAGCUUUGGAGGUGGUCAUGGUGUUGGCCAUGGAGUUGGACAUGGUGGUGGCUUUGGCGGUGGCCACGGUGUUGGCUUUAGCGGUGGUCACGCUGGUGGCUUUAGUGGUGGCCAUGUUUCGAAAAUUUCAGCUCCUGUUGCUCUCUAUACUGCUCCUGCAGUUUCUUAUGGUGGUAGCGGCGGUUAUGGUGGUGGAGCUGGAUGGGCUGGCAAAUCUGUCGGUGGCGGUUUUGGUGGUUCCGGUUGGGCUGGCAAGUCUGUAGGAGGAUUUGGUGGUGGUGCCGGUGGUUGGGCUGGCAAAUCUGGUGGAGGUUUUGGAGGCCUUGGUGGAUUUGGUGGUGCUGGAGCAUCAGCUGGUGCUUAUAGUGGUUCCUCUGGUUGGGCUGGCAAAUCUCUUGGUGGAUUUGGUGGUGCUGGCGGUUAUGGCUCUGGUGCAGGUUGGGGUGGUAAGUCUAUUGGUGGAUUUGGUGGUGCUGAUGCAGGAGCUUUCAGUGGUGGCUCAUCCGGUUGGGCUGGCAAAUCAGCUGGUGGAUUUGGUGGCCUUUCUGGCGGUUACAGUUCUGGUGCUGGCUGGGGUGGUAAAUCUGUUGGCGGUGGUCUUGGUGGCGGUGCUGGUUGGGCCGGUUCUGGUGCCAGUAGUUAUGCCUCCAGUUCUUCUUAUGGCAAAGGCUCUUCUGGUUGGUGGUAA